This is a messenger RNA of Cynara cardunculus var. scolymus (artichoke), 1218 nucleotides long. Its product is annotated as S-type anion channel SLAH1-like. Gene Ontology annotation, biological process: transmembrane transport; intracellular monoatomic ion homeostasis. Bases 1 to 1218 code for a protein of 405 amino acids. Gene Ontology annotation, cellular component: membrane. Gene Ontology annotation, molecular function: voltage-gated monoatomic anion channel activity. The transcript is spliced from 2 exons. Lineage: Eukaryota; Viridiplantae; Streptophyta; Magnoliopsida; Asterales; Asteraceae. The record is from RefSeq and is a predicted model, not a curated record.
AUGCAAGUGAACCCCACUCAAGAAAUCACCCCACCAACAUCACUACCGCCAUCGCCACCGCCACCGCAGCUGCAGUUAGAAAUAAAUUCAAUCACCAUCCACCAGCCGACCAACCUCCACCAUGAUAACAUUCUAAUAAUGCUCAAAGGAAUCGUUAUUCCAAUCAUAGCAAGAUUCCACGCCGGUUACUUCCGUAUCAGCCUUUCCCUCUGCUGGCAAACCCUACUCUGGAAAACCCUAAGUGACCCGCCGGAAAAUGCUCAUGCUUACCGGAGAAUGCUCGGAGUUAUGCCCUCCGCCGCAUUCCUCCUUUUGUGGUCGUUAUCUUUAUUCAUUCUUGUAUCUCUUUCGAUCUUAUAUCUUUUACGAUGUGCCCUACUAUCCAACAAAGUUAAAGAUGAAUACCUAAAUCACAUCAGUGUCAACUACCUUUUUGCUCCAUGGAUUUCAUGGCUGCUUUUGCUUCAAUCGACGCCAUUUGUAGCACCAAAAACUGUUUAUUACCUCUUUCUGUGGUGGGUUUUUGUUGUUCCGAUAUUCAUUUUGGACGUGAAGAUAUACGGGCAGUGGUUCACGAAAGGGAAGAGGUUUUUGUCGACGGUGGCGAAUCCGGCGAGUCAGUUGACGGUGAUCGGAAACUUUGUGGGAGCACGGACGGCGGCUCAGAUGGGGUGGAAAGAGAGUGCAAUGUUUAUGUUUUCGUUGGGAAUUGUGCAUUAUGUGGUGGUUUUUGUGACACUUUAUCAGAGAUUAUCGGGAAAGAGCUGCAUGCCGGUGAUGCUCCGGCCGGUGAUGUUCUUGUUUAUUGCUGCUCCGAGCAUGGCGAGCUUAGCUUGGGACUCCAUUUCUGGAACGUUUGAUUGUUCAUCAAAAAUGCUUUUUUAUCUUGCUCUAUUUCUCUUCUUCUCUCUGGUUUCAAGGCCGAAUUUAUUCAAGAAAUCAAUGAAAAAGUUUGAUGUAGUUUGGUGGGCGUAUUCGUACCCGUUAACACUAUUGGCAUUGGCUUCAACAAAGUAUGCACAUGAAAUGAAGAGCACCGUUGCCCAUUUGCUUAUGCUUAUUCUCUCUGGACUCUCGGUCUUGGUUUCAUGUGUUCUAAUGGUUUAUACUGCUCUCAACACAAAUAUACUGUUGCCGAGAGACGAUGAUGAUCUGAUCUUAAUGACUCUAAAGCCAAUUAUUAUCGGUAACACGAGUUCAGAUCCGUUGACGUCAUGA